AUGCACUUCGCAUACCCCCCUCGCAAGAACUCGGACCCUCCACCUUUCCGACCGAGAGCCACACAACUACCACCAUUUCUACGACGAGCUCGCCCGAGGACACUGGUGCUACUUCUCCUAGGAGCUAUUGGAUGUCUAUGGCUUCUUUUUGGAUCGCGGGGAGAGACACCAUACCGCGAGCAUGUGCCAUCAGGAAACCCUCCAGUGGUGAUCCUGACGGUUCUCGAUAAUAGGCAAUACAGCUCAGCUUACCUCAAGUCGAUCCAAAACAACCGCGAGCAGUAUGCGGCGAAGCACGGAUACGAGGCCAUGGUCGUGAAGGCGACAGACUACAACACUGGCAAAUCUCCCCGCUCGUGGGCCAAGAUCAUCGCCAUGCGCCAUGCGCUGUCGCAGUACCCCGAUGCCACCUUCGUUUGGUUCCUGGAUCAGAAUGCCUACAUUAUGGACCUCGACCGGACUCUGGAGGCGCAGGUCAUGGCGCCGGCCAAGCUGGAGAGCUUGAUGAUCAAGGACUGGCCAGUCGUGCCCCCGGAUAGCAUCAUUAAGACUUUUAGCCAUCUCAAGGGCGGGGAUGCGGCCCUCAUCAUCAGCCAGGACGAUACAGGCCUCGUGACUAACAGCUACGUCCUCCGAAACGGCGACUGGGCCAAGUUCUUUAUCGAGACGUGGAUGGAUCCUCUGUACCAGAGCUACAACUUUCAGAAGGCCGAGCGACACGCUCUUGAGCACAUUGUGCAAUGGCAUCCCACGAUCCUCUCCAAGCUCGCGCUCGUGCCGCAGCGGACGUUUGCCUCGUACGGACGCAACAAGGAGGGCAACGCGUACCGGGACGGCGACUUUGUCACGCUCAUGGUGGACUGCACCAUCUCGGGUGCCAUGUCCUGCGAGAAGCUGUCGCAUUACUACCAGCAGCAGCUGACGACAAAGUACGGCGACGCUGCGGCGGCGAGGAGAUGA
Messenger RNA from Fusarium keratoplasticum, 960 nucleotides. RefSeq lists its product as uncharacterized. The record is from RefSeq and is a predicted model, not a curated record. Gene Ontology annotation, molecular function: alpha-1,6-mannosyltransferase activity. Gene Ontology annotation, biological process: protein N-linked glycosylation. Gene Ontology annotation, cellular component: mannan polymerase complex; Golgi membrane. The transcript has 3 exons. The coding region runs from base 1 to 960 and encodes 319 amino acids. Lineage: Eukaryota; Fungi; Ascomycota; Sordariomycetes; Hypocreales; Nectriaceae.